GAGAGCGCAUCAGAAAUGGUUUCGCCUGUCACGGUGGUGAAGAGUGAAGGCCCCAAGCUGGUGCCCUUCUUCAAGGCGACCUGUGUGUAUUUUGUCCUCUGGCUGCCUACCUCCAGCCCUUCCUGGUUCAGUGCUCUCAUCAAGUGUCUCCCCAUCUUCUGCCUGUGGGUCUUUCUCCUGGCCCAUGGAAUCAGCUUCCUAGGUGCCCACUCCAGUGCCCGAAGGAUAAUCUGAGGGUACAUCUUCCAUACAAGUGCUGGAAUGUGUAACUUCUCAUAACAACUUUCUUGAUCUCUCGCAGGGCUGCUGAUGUUUGCCAUCACUCAUAUUCUGUAUUCGUCAGCCUUCGGCAUGAAGCCCCUGAAUCUGUGGGCCGGUCUGGUCAUUGCAGCGGCGUCUGGGCUCUGCUAUGCCUUGCUCUAUUCCUACCUGGCUGGGCCCUUCACGUACUUGGUAGCCGUCUACAUCGGGCUCAUUGGCUUCAUGGGCUGGAGGGCCAUCGCCGGGGUGCAGCUGUCCGACGACCUCUGGACCUGGACGAAGCUCUCCGCCUGUCUCGGGGCCGUCCUCUUCAUGGUAUCAGACCUCACCAUUGCCGUCAAUAAGUUCUGCUUCCCGGUGCCUCACUCCCGCGCCAUCAUCAUGGCCACCUACUACGCUGCACAGAUGCUUAUUGCCCUGUCGGCUGUAGAGUGCCAGGAUGAGGAUCGCCCCAGGAAGAGAGUGUGAUGCCGCUGGGGGGCACGGGCAUUGGUGCCAGGGACCCCUUCUCUCAGGCCGGAGUUGCCAGUCUGAAUUUUAUGGAUGUUGCAGCUCCGACAAAACCGGUCCUCGUACAUACUGCUGGGCUUCCUCUUGUCAGGCCUAGCAGCAGGUGGGAUUGGGGGUGUAAUUUGUAUGCUGAUGGAUUGGUCAUAUAAAACACAUACAGUGAUUGAGCCCACCAUCUUUCAGCAACCCCCAUGCCCUACUCACUACCGCCUCUACCCAGUCAGCAUUUAGUCAGAACUGGAAAUUCAACUGUUGAAAAGGGAGCCAUCCCUUACUUAAUUCCUUUUUGCCUUCCCUCCACCUGUGGGAGACUGGUUAUUGAGCUCUGUUUUGCAGCGUUCUAGUGUUGGACCUAUACCCUAGGUGACAGCUCUCUUGUUUUGGCUGUCCAAUGAGUAACAUAACCAGACUGCCCUGUAUGAGUAGUGCUACUGAAAACACCUUUUUUUGCAUACUGUGCAUCAUAUUUAUUUCUGCACCCCUGGUCCAGAGGGAUGGCGCUCAUGACAGAAGUGUUUUUAGGUCUUGAAAAAUGGAAAAUGGAGUAAGCACUUGUUUCAGAUUAGGGUCCAUUAAGAUCAGGAGCUGGUUUUCUCCUGACUUAUAAUAGUUACAUACAGCGGUAAGAAUGCACAUUAUUUUAAGAAUGUUUUGAGGUGCAAAAGAAAACAUCUUUACCCCAUUUUGUGAAGAGGUUUACAGGUCUGCGGUAUGGCUAAGAAUUUUGUUCUAUUAAUUCCUGCGAGUUUA
Lepisosteus oculatus (spotted gar) is the source of this 1521-nucleotide messenger RNA. Lineage: Eukaryota; Metazoa; Chordata; Actinopteri; Semionotiformes; Lepisosteidae. The record is from RefSeq and is a predicted model, not a curated record.